Messenger RNA from Fragaria vesca subsp. vesca, 1959 nucleotides. RefSeq names its product protein SUPPRESSOR OF npr1-1, CONSTITUTIVE 1-like. Gene Ontology annotation, biological process: signal transduction; defense response. The transcript has 3 exons. The coding region runs from base 1 to 1959 and encodes 652 amino acids. Gene Ontology annotation, molecular function: protein binding; ADP binding. Lineage: Eukaryota; Viridiplantae; Streptophyta; Magnoliopsida; Rosales; Rosaceae. The record is from RefSeq and is a predicted model, not a curated record.
AUGGUAAUGGAGUUGCCUAAGUUAGAAGUGGCUCAGUGGAAUCCAGAAGCCUUUUCAAAUUUGUCUCAACUUAGUCUUCUCCAUAUUCGUAAUGUGGACCUUCCAAAAGGCCUCACGUGUCUUUCUAAUUCCUUGAGACUCCUGGAAUGGACUGGGUGUCCAUUAAGAUCCCUCCCACAAAGUUUUGAACCAGAUGAACUUAUUGAACUUAGCUUGUGCCACAGCAACAUCGAAUACCUGUGGAAAGGAGCAAAGAAUUAUGACAAGUUAAAGUUCAUCAAACUAUGCCAUUCUCAAAAACUUGUCCAGGCCCCAGAUCUCACAGGCGUUCAUAAUCUUGAGACUUUAGAUCUUGAAGGAUGUUACACUUUGGUAAGACUUCAUCAAUCUCUUGGACAACUUAAAAAGCUUAUUGUAUUGAAUGUUAAAGAUUGCAAGAGUCUCGAGAAUCUGCCAAGUAAGAUUGAAAUGGAAUCUCUUAAAACUUUUAUUCUAACCAACUGCUCAAAAGUUAAAAAGAUUCCAGAGUUUGCUGGAAAUAUGGAGUGUUUAUCUGAGCUUUAUCUUGAUGAGACUGCCAUUGAAAAACUACCUGACUCAAUUGGAUGCCUGAGUGGCCUUGCUUCGCUGAAUCUGAGCAACUGUAGAAAUCUUGUUUGCCUUCCAAGCACCUUUAGUAGAUUGGAGUCCCUUAAAAAGCUCAAUCUUUCUGGAUGUUUGAAACUUGGCGAACAGGAUAGUGCCAGGGAGAAUGGUGCAAUUAGAUCUGCUGUAAAUCAUCUUAUGAAACGUGGUUGUGAAGUUGUUGGGAAGUACUUGUCAUGGUCCUUGCCUUCUAGAUUGGUGCAAACAGCCGAUGUAGAACCAACGAGUACGCAGUCGCCUGCAUCUGAUCUGUGUUAUUCUACAGUGCAAAAUACAAGUACAUCCAUGAGUAUCCGGUUGCCACUAUCUCGUCUAUGUAAUUUAAUACAUCUAAACAUAAGUAACUGCAAUCUUGGUGACGCUGCAUUUUCCAACGCCUGUUUUCCCUUCUUAGAGACUGUAAAUCUGAGUGGAAAUAAAAUUGUUAAGCUUCCUCCAAGCAUCAGGUCCUGUUUGAAGCUUCAGUACAUUAACUUGGAGAAUUGCAAGACACUACAAGAGUUGUCAGGCCUUCCAUCAAAUAGUAAAUUGGAUGUGAGGGCAGAUGGUUGUUCUUCUCUGGAGAUGCUGUUUGAUGUAUCCAAUUUCAAUGGACUGGAGACAUCAUUUUUCAAUUUCAUCAAUUGCUUCAAACUAAAUGACAAUCAGGGCAGCACUAACAUAGCAUUUCAGAUGCUGAGGAUAUUCCUUAAUCAGCGAAAUUCUAUUGCGACGGAAACUUUUCAAAUUGUAAUUCCUGGAAGUAGAAUUCCCGAGUGGUUUGAUCAUCGAAGAUUUGGGAGUUCAUUAAUUGUACACCUACUUCCAGGUAGGAAUAAGAGUAGGUUUUUGGGAUUUGUCUUGUGUGCUGUUUUUGCACUUCAUGAGCACCUUCCGGUUGAUGAGCUUGAUAUACGUCAGUUCAAGACUUUUAAGGCUACUCAUCAUCUUGUAUGUUGUCUGAAGCUCAAUGGGAGAGAACUAGAAGUAUAUGGCAAACAGCCUGCAUAUCGCUUUAGCGAACAAUUUUGCCAGGUUGAGUCAGAUCACCUUUGGAUUUUCUAUGUGUCCCGAGAUAAGUACUUCGGUACAAAUUGGUGGAACAGUUGCAGUCAGCUUGAGUUCUUAUUUGAAACCAGAGGGCCAGGGCUGAAGGUGAAGGAGUGCGGGGCACAUCUGAUAUAUGAGCAAGACAUGCAAGAGUUAAAUCAAACAAUGAGUCAAUCAAGCAGAAUGAUGUCUCCAUAUGACGGUAUAUUGAUUGAUUUUGAGAAUCGAGUUGAAGGGGAAACCAGUGGUACUGGUAGCAGAACCUGCACCCUUGAAGAACUGUAG